AUGGCUAUUCACUCCUCUUCUAGGAAUUGUUGUCCCAUUCCAGUUAAGAACAGCAUUGUGGGAGUUUGGAAGUCCAUUGCGGGCUUAAACUCCCACUUUGCCCCACUUGACGUUUCGUUGGAGCGUGUCAUUACAGGUUCAGUUGGCAAUGGAGCUUCCCUUUGCUUUUGGAUUGAUCCCUGGAUUGGAGACUCCCCAUUAUUUUUAGCAUACCCUGAGUUAUUUAGAUUAGAAAGACAAAAGAAUUGUCGAGUCAGAGAUAGAUGCACAGGAGCUGGAAGAUUUUCUCAAUGGGAGUGGGAGUGGACUAAUGCUCCCUCAACCCCUCUUGAACUGUUUCAAUUACAAGAUUUACUGUCACGAAUAAGCCAAGUCUCACUUACAGAUAAGGAAGAUAGCUGGAGAAGCACGAUUGAUCCUGAUGGAAUUUUCUCGGUCAAAUCAAUUAAGAGAUGCAUCAAAGCUACUGUACACGGCCCCAACUGUUGGAUUUUUCCGUGGAACAAACUCGCGCCUCUGAAAGUAAACAUUUUCUGCUGGAGAUUAGAGAUGAAUCGGAUCGCCACUUCUGACCUGCUGCAAAACAGAAACAUUGUUGUCCCUUCUUCUCUUUGCAUCUUAUGUAAGGCCAUGAAUGAAACUGCCAAUCACCUUUUCCUACAUUGCGAUUUCGCUGAGCAAUUAUGGGGAUUCAUUCGAUCAUGGGUGAAGCUACCUGUAUCCAAUCCGGAAAGCAUAAAAGAACUCCUUGAGUAUCACAAAGUCCUCGUGAUACCUCAUGGAAAAAGAGAGCUGUUAAAUGUUAUCAUUUUAUCCUGCUGGACUUUAUGGAAGACCCGGAACGACUGCAUAUUCUCUGGAAAGCCUCCCUCAACAAGACAAGCGGCCAAAAAUAUAAAGAGCAAUAGCUUUCUGUGGAUUACUAACCGAUCAAAGGCUCGUGAUAUUAAUUGGUCUCAAUGGAGCAGCUUCUCAUUCUAA
Molecule: messenger RNA, 981 nt
Organism: Erigeron canadensis
Lineage: Eukaryota; Viridiplantae; Streptophyta; Magnoliopsida; Asterales; Asteraceae
Exons: 1
Coding region: 1-981 (326 amino acids)
Source: RefSeq, a predicted model, not a curated record